UGUUGAGAAUCUCUUUGCUGAUUAUUUCUUCGAGACUGAUUUGGUAGAAAGCUGCAGUACCGACAUCCUAAGAUGCUGCGAUCUGUACCACCCAGUGCUACAAUAACCACGUUAGAUAAGAGCAGUAAAGAGAUACUAAUAGAAAGAAUAAGUUUACUCGUAAUCGGUAUUUGACACUAAAGUUAUUGGCUUUUCGAGCACUAUCUACAAUUUUCUAACGUAUAUCCAGCACGUCACAAUACCAUCUGCUGAAAGUAUUUUUUGUCUUAUUUACUUACAUCAAAUUGUGUAUCUAUAAAUUAAAAUAACUUAGACAACUCCAUAUAGACAAAGAAAUGAUAUCCGUGAUGAGACUGAGUAAACAGAUAAGCGCCACCGAGUUUUAUCCGCAUAACGCAACGAGUAAUAUCAACCACAGUAUAAAUGACAAGAGAGCUGGGGUCGUCGGAAAUUGUAUAACACGCUCAUGUGUAGUUAGUUAGGUUCAACGCGUCCAAUCAUGUACAGAAACUUGAGUACAGUUCUACAAAAACGCGAGUUACGCACGGGACAGAAAUUUCAUUGUACAAUUAUCUUUGGACGAGCAAUACUUAGUACACAGUAUUGCAUUGUGACAAUUGAACGUGGAUAUCACAGUGAAAAUGGUGUAUAUGGAUAUCGUCCAAAAAUACAAAAGCAUUUCGAAGUGGGAGCGGAAUGCUUGGCGAAUCGAGCAAAAUACAGCAACUUUUAUAGACUCGUCACGGCAUACAGAGAACACGCUCAUAAACAGGCUAAUAUAAAUCCCAUUUCUCUCAAGAAGCCUGCGAUGUUGCCGGAAUUGUUACCAAAAAAAUUUGGUCUCAAUUUAUCGGAUAAAGUUUCCUUUCGGAAUAUUUUAACAACGAAUAAAUCUGAAGGCACUGUUAAGGAUGCUCUGGAUAUUCUCAAUAAAGUAUACAGUUCGACAAUGGGAGCCGAAUUUAGUUAUCUCGAUACAGAAGAAGAAAGAGAAUGGUUUGCCGAGACUUUAGAAAGAUGUCACGACGAACCAAUCGACAGUGAUACACAAAAAGCCAUACUGAAAGAGAUGCUGAAGAGUCAGGUGUUUGAUAAUUUUUUAGCAAUAAAAUUCGUAAGCUUCAAAAGAUAUGGCUGCGAGGGCGCUGAAAGCAUGAUGGCAUUCUUCCAUGAGAUCUUCAAAUUAUCAGUACACGAUACUCUCAAGAACAUAGUCAUGUGUAUGCCACAUCGUGGACGCUUGAAUUUUCUCACGGGAAUGCUCAAGUUUCCGCCUGAAAAGUUGUUUCGAAAACUUCGUGGUUUUUCAGAGUUUCCUGAUGACGUGCAGGCUACGGGAGACGUUACUAGCCACUUUACCUCAUCCGUAAAUCUUAACAUAGACAAUGAAAAGUUACACGUCACUAUGCUUUACAAUCCUUCGCACUUGGAAGCUGUGAAUCCCGUUUCCAUGGGAAAAACAAGGGCGACAAUGCAUGCCCUUGAAGAUGGUGCAUACAGCGAUAGAGAAGAUGCACAGUGGAGUGACAAAGUUUUGAAUCUUCAAGUUCAUGGCGAUGCUGCAUAUACCGGUCAAGGUGUUAAUCAGGAAUGUCUCGCAAUGAGUUAUACCCCCCACUUCGAGAUCGGUGGAUCGAUUCAUAUUAUUGUUAACAACCAAGUGGGUUUUACGACUCCAGCUUCCAGAGGACGAUCAUCUAGAUAUUGCACUGAUCUAGCAAAGUUUAUUGCUGCCCCUGUUAUACACGUUAACGGCGAUGAUCCGGAGAUGGUCAUUCGAGCAACGAGAAUUGCGUUUAAAUAUCAGAGAAAAUUUCGAAAAGACGUCUUCAUCGAUUUCAACUGCUUUAGACGAAGAGGCCAUAAUGAAUUAGAUGAUCCAACAUUCACUAAUCCGGCAAUCUACAGGAUAAUUCAAAACCGUCAGUCGAUACCGGAUCGAUAUCUAGAGAACUUAAUAGAAUCGAACGUCGUUACUCCUGAGGAAGGAAAAUCCAUCAUUCAGAAACAUACAGAUUAUCUGUCGCAAGCAUUGAUGCAAGUUGAUAAUUAUAUUCCUCAACCGACUUAUUUUAUGGGAAAAUGGUCAAAGAUGAAGCAAGCUUCAUCAGCUGUGACAACUUGGGAAACGGGUGUUGAUGUAAAUCUUUUAAAAUUCAUAGCCAACAAAAGCGUACAGUUGCAAAGUGAUUUAGACAUACAUCCUCGUUUAUUGAAUACGCACAUUAAAGCGCGGCUGAAGAGAGUCGAAAAUGACAAACAACUUGACUGGGCUACCGCAGAAGCCAUAGCUUUUGGAUCCUUACUGUACCAAGGAUACCAUGUCAGGAUUAGUGGUCAGGAUGUUGGACGUGGAACAUUUUCUCACAGGCACGCUAUGCUUGUCAAUCAACAGACGGGAAGUAUCUUCAUACCGUUGAACUCCAUGGUCGAAGGGCAGAUAGGAAAAAUCGAACUUGCUAACAGUAUUUUAUCAGAGGAAGCCGUUUUGGGUUACGAGUAUGGGCUGAGCAUCGAAUCUCCAACUACUUUACCCAUAUGGGAAGCUCAAUUCGGUGAUUUUUUCAAUGGUGCACAAAUAAUCAUUGAUACAUUCAUUACAAGUGGAGAAACUAAAUGGAUGACCAGCAGUGGUUUAACUAUGCUUCUACCUCAUGGUUACGAUGGUGCUGGUCCGGAUCAUACUUCUUGUAGAGUCGAAAGAUUUUUACAGUUGACUGAUAGUAAAGAAAACAAGCCUGAUGGAGAUAACGUUAAUAUUCAGGUGGCGAAUCCCACGACACCAGCACAAUACUUCCAUUUAUUGAGAAGACAGAUGGUACGAGAUUUUAGAAAACCACUCGUGAUUGUUGCACCUAAAACUUUAUUACGUCAUGCUGCUGCAACGUCUUCGUUCAAAGAUAUGGGAUUAGGAACAAGUUUUAAAAAUGUUAUAGAAGAUAGUGAGGCUGAUGUUAACGAAGUGACCAAAGUUAUUUUGGUUAGUGGCAAGCAUUAUUAUGCUCUAAACAAUCAUAGGGAAGUUGUAGGUGCUAAAAAUGUAGCGAUUAUUAGGGUCGAGAGUCUCUGUCCUUUUCCAAUUUUGGAGUUGCUCCAAGAAGUGCAGAAGUAUAAACACGCUCGAACUUAUAUAUGGAGUCAGGAGGAACCACAAAAUAUGGGACCAUGGUCUUUCGUGAAGCCACGCUUCGAAAAUUUAUGUGGACGAUCAUUAAAAUAUUGUGGGCGUGAAGCUUUGUCAACGCCAGCAGGGGCCAUCGGUUAUAUACAUCAGCGAGAGGCAGAAGAAGUCAUUGUUAAACCGUUUACAAUAGAGUGAACACCACUGAAGAAUAAAUUCGUCAAAGCUGAUAUCCUAGAACGUGAUUGGAUACGUAAGCAUACAUUUUUUUACUGAUUUUUCAUUUCAAUGUAAUCUCUAUCACUAUAUUAUUACUUUGCAAAUAAUAAAUACUUCAUAUAAGUGUU
This is a messenger RNA of Cephus cinctus (wheat stem sawfly), 3468 nucleotides long. RefSeq names its product probable 2-oxoglutarate dehydrogenase E1 component DHKTD1 homolog, mitochondrial. Gene Ontology annotation, molecular function: oxoglutarate dehydrogenase (succinyl-transferring) activity; thiamine pyrophosphate binding. The record is from RefSeq and is a predicted model, not a curated record. Gene Ontology annotation, biological process: tricarboxylic acid cycle. The transcript is spliced from 14 exons. Bases 500 to 3319 code for a protein of 939 amino acids. NCBI's taxonomy places the organism in Eukaryota, Metazoa, Arthropoda, Insecta, Hymenoptera, Cephidae.